Caenorhabditis briggsae is the source of this 246-nucleotide messenger RNA. The record is from RefSeq and is a predicted model, not a curated record. Lineage: Eukaryota; Metazoa; Nematoda; Chromadorea; Rhabditida; Rhabditidae. The transcript has 2 exons. Bases 1 to 246 code for a protein of 81 amino acids.
AUGUCUGAAACCCCAGAAAUCACAUGUUUUUCCCUGUAUGAAGAAAUUAAUGCUGAACAAAAUGUCGCGGCUGUAACGACACAAAUAUCUACUCAUUAUCUUUUCAAUUGGAGUAUUACAGCAAUUCCAAUUGAAGGUGGAGAUUUCGAAUUGUAUCUGAAUUCCGAAUGCACAGAUUCGGAUGCACCGGGCAAUCUUAAAAAUCAGUUGGAAGGAAAAUUCAACAUUUCGGGUAUAUUCUAUUGA